AUGAAUUUCAAACCAGCCAUUAAUCAAAAUCGAAAAAACGGCCUAUCCACCAUAACUACCAUCGUCUUAGUUAUUUCGGCUUUCGUAGUGGGAGUGGCGAUUUAUCUAGAUAGUGCGGCAACUAGUCUUAAACCCAAAAUAGUAAUCCAAGCCAUUGUUGACUAUUAUCAAAAAUAUUCUAUUAAUUCUCAUAGUGAAAAUAAUAAUCCUUGGUUUCGGCAAGUAUGGAAAACUAUCCGAGAAACUCGCCAAUUAGUCGCCCAAAAAAUUGUGGCCCGAGCCGAAGAAAUUAUUUUUGUUCCCUCGGCUACUUACGCCUUAAAUAUUCUGUCUUUGUCCUUACGAGAUUACCUAACGCCGGGAGAUAAAAUUGCUCUAACGCUUUUAGAACAUGGUUCUAAUCUUUAUCCUUGGCAAGCCACCGCUCAAACCAAAACAGCCGAAAUAGUUUUUUUGCCUCUCACCAAUGAUUUUGUUAUUGAUAUAAACCAAUUGUCAAACUACAUCAAUCAGCAAACGAAAAUAGUUAGUUUUUUUCAUUUGAGUAACAGUUUGGGAACUAUUAAUCCGGUUGCGGAAAUUGCUCAAAAAAUCAAAAAAAUAAAUCCGGAAUGUCUAAUCAUUGUGGAUGCUUGCCAAAAUAAUCCGACGGAAAAAAUUAACCAGUUGGAUUUAUUUUUACCGCAAAAAUUUGAAGUGGGAACUUUACCGCUAGCCCAAAUUUUUGGUCUACGAGCCGGUUUGGAAUUCACAAAUAAAUUAGACUAUCUCCAACAAAUCCAACUCCGCAACUACGCUCUCCGCCAACUAAAACAAAUCCCCAAUCUGAUUAUUUACAACCAAAAGCAAUUUUCUCCUAAUAUUAUUACUUUUAACUUGACUGGUUAUCACGCCCAUGAUAUUGCUGAUUAUCUUGGAAAAAAAAAAAUUUUACUCCGGGCGGGUGAUUUUUGUUGUCCUUAUUUGGCCAAAGUUAUUGGGACUAAUUCGGCUUUGCGAAUUUCUCUUGAUAUAUACAAUAACCAGGGUGAUAUUGACCGUUUAAUUGACUGCUUACAAGAAAUUGUUAAUAAUCCCCACCUUUUAAUUCCCGUUUAUAAUGCUUAUCUUACUUGCCAAUUAGUGGGGGAUAACCACACGGUCCCUACUCCUACGGGAGGCAGCAGUGAGGAAUCUUCGGCAAUGGGGGAAACCCUGACCGAGCAAUACUACGUGAAGGAAGAAGAAGAAGAAUUGGAUGCAAAUCCGGUUUUGACGGUAUCUAUCGAGAAAGCCACGACUAACUACGUGCCAGCAGUCGCGGUAAGACGUAGGUGGCGAACGUUAUCCGGAAUUAUUGGGCGUAAAGGGUGCGUAGAUGGGCUCAACCCCACGGAAGUUGCUAAUACUGGCAGACUACGAGGACAGGAGAGGUUGACGGAACUCCCGGUGGAGCGGUGA
Messenger RNA from Racocetra fulgida, 1440 nucleotides. The record is from the annotation of a GenBank genome assembly. Lineage: Eukaryota; Fungi; Glomeromycota; Glomeromycetes; Diversisporales; Gigasporaceae.